UUCAAUUUGCUUGAUAGCAAUUCACUUUGACCUCGACGUUCACUACUGCUCGUUGUCGUCGUCUCUCACAGCCAGGUCAGCAUGCAAAACGCAGUCGCUGGCCCAUCUCGCGCCCCGACGCCCCCGCCGCCAUCGAUAUCUGGCCCUGUCCCUCUCUUUCUCCCUCCACCAGUGCAAUAUCCCCCGGCACCGGCCCUUUUUACGAGCACUGAAGAUCUUAUAUCCCAUUUUUGCCUCCUCGAUGCCUACGACAAGUAUGUACGACCAUUCAUAUCUUCCGAUGACCAAGGUGCCAAUGCACCACCGACACCGUCCAUAUCACAUCCACUCACGCCGGGAGGCCCUCUCGACAAGGGGAAGGGGAAGGAAGUGACCGUUAACACUCCCCUCGCGCUCGCUCCACAAACGCCUGCGGCGGAUCCCCAGGAUGGCGAUGACGAUGAUCCAGGUGGCAAGGGAGAAAAGAAGAAGAAGAACAACACCUACAAGCAUCUCAUAAAGGGCACGCCUGGCAAACAUUCAAUGAAGAAGGACGACUACCUCACAUCGUUGAUCCUGGGACCAGGCAAGGAGCGCAUAAAGAUCACUCCCUUUGACCUCAAGACCCAGCGUGAGGCGUUCUCUGUCAGUGCAGAAGGGCUGAAAGGCUGGAAUCCAAACACGUUGAUUCAAGAAUCCAUUCAAGCACGAGAAGACCGGAAGAAACGGAAAGAGCUAAGACGUCUGGCAAAGGCCCAUAUCUCCGCCUCCGCUUCUCACACCCCACAGCCAACCCCGACUCCCAUUCAAGCACCUAUACCUUCUACGCCCGCCUCUUUAGCUGCACAGCGCACAGGCACCCCGCGGCCCGUAAGCGCCGUGCCCCGUCCCGGGAGUGUGAAGCCGUAUCUUCCCCCAGUGCAGGUGACGGGCCUGAAUGGAAGAACUAGUGGCGGAACGCCCCGGACAGCCACACCACACCCACUCAGUGCUCCACCGGUCAGUGCGAGUUCAUUGGCCGCACAGCAGCAGGUGCCGAGAGGGAAGAAGAGAGAACGGGAUGAUUCCGUUUCGAAUUCGAAUAAGGGAGCGCCGCCGCAGCCUCAACCUUCAAACAUUCCCCCAAAGGCCAUCAUAAACGCCAAGGCAGGUAUUCCGGGCGCACGGCCGAGACCGAUAAAAAAACAGCGAAUGGAUAUUCAAGGCCAGUCAAGAGAUACCGGCCCUAUGCAGCAGCCUACGCCACAGGGCGUUUAAUGGUGUUGUGUUAUCUUCCACCUCCAAAUUCUUCUUAAUCUUGUCAUCGCUGCAUCUAUACCUUAUUAACUUUGUCCUUACUCUUGCAUUCCGUCAUCCUGCACAUAAAACAACACCUGCAUGCAUUGUUACUCAUCAGCAAUAUACAUUCAAUUAGUUCCGUUAGACUCCCUGUUGAUGUCUUGAUAUCUCGCUUGCAAAUCUCAUCAC
Messenger RNA from Guyanagaster necrorhizus, 1446 nucleotides. RefSeq lists its product as uncharacterized. The transcript has 6 exons. Lineage: Eukaryota; Fungi; Basidiomycota; Agaricomycetes; Agaricales; Physalacriaceae. Bases 82 to 1236 code for a protein of 384 amino acids. The record is from RefSeq and is a predicted model, not a curated record.